Dentiscutata heterogama is the source of this 945-nucleotide messenger RNA. The record is from the annotation of a GenBank genome assembly. NCBI's taxonomy places the organism in Eukaryota, Fungi, Glomeromycota, Glomeromycetes, Diversisporales, Gigasporaceae.
AUGUCAAAUGCUCGUGAAAUAGACCUUCUUAAUGCAGCAUUCACAGCUAUGAUGCCGGGCUACACUUUUGUGACAGAAAAAGAAUAUCGCGAAAGACAAAAUUCACUUAUUAGGCUAGAAGAACAAAACUCACUUCUUAGACUAGAGGAACAAAACUCAUUUAUUAUAUUAGGAUGCACUGUUUUUCAACCUGUUGACUUGUAUGCAUUUCACCAAUGCAUACUUGCUGGUGGUUAUGUCGAUAAUGGGAUUGACAAAGAGAACGAAUUAUCAAUGACACCAAAAUCAUUCGGCAUACUGACUCUUAGUAAUAAUGUUACCAUACAAAUAUUUGUGAAAAUGCUUGAUGGCAGGAGAAAAACACUUAUCGACUAUGAUAUUACUAGAGGAUGUACAUUACAUUUAACCUUAAACCUUUAUGGUGGUGGAAAUAUUAUAAGUUAUUUGAGUACAAAUUUUUUAGCUCCGAAGUACAAUUUCGAUUUUACAAAUAUUGAUGAUAAAGACCAAGUAUAUACUCGUGGAGGAGUUCAGUAUCAAAGACCAUGUGGAUGGCAACGCUUUGCUUUAAGAGUUACUGGAAAAUAUGAUAAUGAUAAUUAUGGAUGGCUUGGUACAGAUGCAAAUGCUUGGCCGGUAUCUUAUCAUGGUACUAGUAAAAAUAACUCGAAAUCAAUUGCUGAACAAGGAUAUUUAUUGAGUAAAGGGAGACGAUUUAAGCAUGGAUAUGGUAUUUAUUCAACACCUGAAAUUAAUAUCGCUAAAUUAUAUGCUAAAAAAUUUGAAUUUUGUGGAGAUAAUUUUUUGGUAGUGAUACAGAAUCGAGUGAAUCCCAAGGAUUUGCAGAAAAUUCCGAAAGAUAUAACUCAAGUCGGUGAAUAUUGGAUUUCCGAGAAAGGCGAAGAUAUUAGGCCAUAUGGAAUUUGUAUUAAAAAAUUAUUGUAA